GGACGGUCACGAACUCGGGACGAAGCCACCAACCAGCUCGCUGCUGCCUCCCCCGCUGCCAUGGCGACCUCGACCUCCCUCCUCCCCCCUCUCCUCCGCGCCCCUGCCUCCCGCCACCGUUUCCACCCCUCCCCGUCCGCAUCCCCCCGCCACCUGCGCCUCUCCCCUGCUACUCGCCUCCUCCGCGCCGCUCGGCGACGGCACCCCGAUGCCGUCGUCGUCGUCCCGGACGCCCGCCCCUGGGUCGGCGAUCUCUCGGGCGCCACCGCUUCCUACCGGAAAGGCGGGGAAGAGGACGAAGACGACACGGACGCGGACGACGACGAGGAGGAGGACCGCAGCCUGGACCUACUGGCCCGGUUCCUGCACUCCGUGUUCAGGAAGGCCUCUCGCCGCGCGCGCCGCGCCGCCAGGUCCGUGCUGCCGCCUUCCGUCCCCGCCGAACUGGUCAAGUUCUCGGUCAAUGGCGUGCUGGUCCUGACGUUCUUAUGGAUCCUGAAGGGUCUUCUCGAGAAGGGUGGACCUAGCGCAGUGGUAGAGACUCCCCACUUGUGGCCUGGAGGUCCUGGGUUCGAAACAACCUCUUUGCAGCAUUUUAAAGGAAUUUUGCAAGGGUGGUCUGCACAUUUGGAAGCAUGGUGUUUGCAAGCAUCCUUCUGGUUCGAGGAAUAUGGUCUGGGGUGACUUAUAUAAGAGAAAAUCGGUACAACUAUAUUCACCGGAUCGACAACGAUGAUAGCCGAUGGAGCAGAGUACAGACAGCUGGUUGAUAUUUUGCUUUCCUUCUCUGUGGACAGACACACACAUACACCCUGCAUUGGCAGGCUCUAGAAUAAAAAAAAAAUAUAAGAGUUACUAAUGAGAGAGAAUGCUCCCAGUUCAUUGCCAACUAGGAUGAUUGCUAUUGCUAUUACCCCACAGCUGAACCGGAAUGAAACAAAUCCACACGUACCUGAACAGAAUAAAUGGUUCCUCUCGACCUGGGCGCGUUGAGGAUUGAUGCUUGAGUUGGUGGGAGCUCAUAGGCGCAGGAAAAAAAAAGAAAUGAAAUUGCGCUGAAGAAUGUUUGCAGUUCUGUUCGCGUUGCAUUUGGAGGUGCCUGGCUAGCUAGGCUUGUUUGCAUGUAUGAGUAUGACACGUAAGCAGCCGAGGUAGUUGCAGAUAUUGAAGAACUCAUGCUUGUUGUAUGUGCAGAAAACUCUAUUGGUUUUAGAGUGCUGGGCACCUCGAUCUGAUUUCGUCACGCAGAGAAACACGGAUUGUAUCCGAUGUUUCAGUUGACCGUUCUGAGAUGUAAUGAACUUGGCAGCGGAAGUCCCGCUUCCGGGGUUGUCUUCA
Messenger RNA from Panicum virgatum (switchgrass), 1338 nucleotides. RefSeq lists its product as uncharacterized. Bases 61 to 684 code for a protein of 207 amino acids. Lineage: Eukaryota; Viridiplantae; Streptophyta; Magnoliopsida; Poales; Poaceae. Gene Ontology annotation, biological process: negative regulation of photomorphogenesis; regulation of abscisic acid-activated signaling pathway. The transcript has 4 exons. The record is from RefSeq and is a predicted model, not a curated record.